Scaptodrosophila lebanonensis is the source of this 1673-nucleotide messenger RNA. RefSeq lists its product as uncharacterized. The record is from RefSeq and is a predicted model, not a curated record. The transcript has 3 exons. NCBI's taxonomy places the organism in Eukaryota, Metazoa, Arthropoda, Insecta, Diptera, Drosophilidae. Gene Ontology annotation, biological process: regulation of transcription by RNA polymerase II. The coding region runs from base 46 to 1575 and encodes 509 amino acids. Gene Ontology annotation, cellular component: nucleus; transcription regulator complex.
CUGAUGCACUAAAUUGCUUCAAUAUUAAUUCUUGCACUUUAAAAAAUGAGCGGUCAAUUAGAUGACCAUGCGCUGGUUGAUUUAAUAGAAUCCUUCCCCAUACUCUACGACAAGGACAGUGCUCGCGGCAUGCAGAAUGCAUCUCGCAAGGACGCCGCCUGGAAGACCGUCUCGCUUAAGCUCGGUGCGUCAGAACGCGCUUGCAUAACGCGCUGGAAGAGUAUAAGAGACAGAUUUGGCAAGGAGUUCCGUCGAUUCCAAGAACAUCCUAACGAGCCGACCUACUGGGAUAUGUUUCCGCGUCUGCUCUUCCUCAAGGAUCACUACAAACACGGUCUGGUGAAGCACGAGAGUCUGGAUGGCAUGAAGUUUCUGCCUAAAGAGCGGCGGCGGCGAGUGCGCUCCCGUUUUGGUGAGAGCGAGAAAAAGCUGGAGGAAGAGGAAGAACAGGACCAAGAAUCGAUUGAGUUGAAUCAGCGACUCAUUGAGUUGGUCAAAAUCCAUCCCGUUCUGUAUCAUCGGAAACAAAUACGCGACUCAAAUAAUUUAUCAGCCAAGAACGAUGCUUGGCGCCUUAUUUCGGAAAGUCUGGAGGUGUCGGAGGAACUCUGCUACAAUCGUUGGAAGAAGCUGCGGGAUCGCUUUGCCCGCGAAUAUCGUAACCAUCAGAUCAAUCAGAGCCAGCCCGUAACAUGGCGCUACUACAACAAUCUGCAAUUUCUGGCUCACCACUAUCGCAAGGGCGUGCCGUUGAUCAUUGAGAAUUUAAAGCGGCCAGGACGACCAUCAAAAGGCCAAAGCGAGAUUACGGAAAUCAGCCCUAGCAGCAUGUAUAUGGGUGCUAGCCCACAAGUCUGGGGUGCAGAUUAUCCAUACAGCUCCGAUAACGAGGAACUGGAGGAAAACGAGGAACGUUAUGAUGAUCCGGAUGACGAGAUUGCUGUAAUCUCCGAUGCCGGCCAGGUAACGAGAUACGUACCAUCCUAUGACCAAUUCAUUCAAGUGACAACAUCCCCGCCACCGGAACAGCAACUGGAACAACAAGUCCAGCAGGAGCAGCAGACCUUCAUAGUCGAAGAAGAGCCAACUUUGAUGGUAGAACAGCAGCAACAACCACAGCAGUUGCAUCUCAGCACCAACACAACGCCAUCAUUGGAGGAGACUCAGUUGCAUAGUGAAAGCUUUGCUGUUGGUGGUGAAGAAGUGCUGAUCGAUCCAUCUACCACGGUUAGCAAUUCUGGUGACGAUCCCACUCCUGCUCCCGAAAAACUGAUUGGGAAUGUGAUUUCCAACAUAGAGACUGUGCUGCGGCAGUCGAAGGAUUGUUUGCAGGCACUGCAUGCACAAAACCAAAGGCAUCAACUAGAGCUGGAGGCCACCACGACGGCCGCACAAAUGGGUACCAGCGCCAAUCAAAUGCUGAGCAAAGCGCAAAUGUUGCUUGAUAGCCUUAGUCCGGAGCAGCGACGCAAUGCCGAGCGGAAGAUCGUGCAUUUUCUAUGCGAAUGCCAAAUAAAAACUCUGGAUGGCGACGAGAUUGAGGACGUGGCGCCAUGCCAGAUCUACAACUGCUAGAUACAAUUUGAAUAUUAGUUUAAGCGGAAAGUGUUCAAGUCAUACGCACAUACAUAUGUGGUAUAUGAAUAAAAUUAAGGUUUCGUUAGCUUAAUUAA